ACUCAGCAAAACAGGAAACAGGAAGUGCUCAGAGCUCAGCUCGUAUGUCUGACAGCUGUGUGUUUACCCUGGCUUUUAAACUUAAAAUAGCUUAGCUGUUUUCACUGCAGGCAGUUAUCAAGUUAUAGCUGGUGUGUGUUUGUGUUUGUGUGUUUUUGUGGGGCUUUUCUUGUGUUUGAUCUGCUUCUACACCUUUUCUCUACUUUCACUUUCAAGAGAAAACAGAAGUGAAGGGCCCAGUAUGGCAGGCAGGCUGUCUCUGCCCGAGGAGGACCUCACCUGUUCCAUAUGCUGCAGCAUCUUCAGGGACCCCGUGGUCCUCAAGUGCACCCACAGCUUCUGCGGACCCUGUCUCAACCAGUACUGGACGGGGAAGGGACGGAAACGAGACUGCCCCCUGUGCAGGACCCAGAGCGUGGACGACCCGGUGCCCAGCCUGACCCUGAAGAACCUGUGUGAGUCCUGUGUYCAGAAGGAGGAGGAGGAGGAGGAGAGUCAGGAGGUGGGGGAAGCAGGGGGGGAGAUGUGCCCUCUUCAUGGGGAGAGGCUUAAGCUGUACUGCUUGUUGGACAAGGAGCCCAUCUGUGUGGUGUGCCACACCUCCAGGAAGCACAAGCAGCACGACUGCUGUCCUAUAAGUGAGGCACUUCUGGAUGUGAAGGAGAAAAUGCAAUCAGCUCUGAGCUCGUUGCAAGAGAAAAGGGAUUCCUUUGAAAGAAUGCGGAAAAAUUACGAGGACACAGUGGAACACCUUCAGGUCCAGGCCCAGUUUGUGGAACGGCGAACCCGGGAGGAGUUUGAAAAAAUCCGCAACUUUCUUAACGUGGAAGAAGAGUCCAGGAUGGAGGCGCUGAGGAGGGAGGCGGAGCGGAAGACCGGAGAGAUGAGGCAAAGGAUUGAAGAAAUAGAGACAAAUAUAUCCUCAGUGUCUGAAAGCAUCCGAGUUUUGGAAGAGGAGAUGGCUUUGGAGGACAUCUCAGUACUUCAUAAAUGCUGCAAAACACUGGCAAGAGCAAAUAAUCCAGUCGAAGAUCCAGUCAUGCCUUCUGGAGCCCUUAUAGAUGUGGCUAAAUAUGUCGGCUCUUUAACUUUCCAAGUGUGGGAGAAGAUGCAUAAAAUUGCCAAAUACACUCCAGUCACUCUGGAUCCCAACACGGCGGCCCCCUGGCUCGUCCUGUCAGAUGACCUCACGGGCGUCUGCGACAGCAACGAGAAGCGGAGUCUGCCCGACAACCCGGAGAGGUUCGACCCGGACACGGCCGUUCUGGGCUGGCGGGGCCUGUCCUCCGGCAAGCACGCCUGGGAGGUGAACGUGGGCGACAACACGGCCUGGGUCGUCGGCGUGGCCAAACAAUCCGUCAAGAGGAAGGAGAAAGUCAACUCGGUCCUGAAUAACGGCUACCUGUGCGUGUACUUUUACCACAGAAUGUACUUCGCCGGCACCUCUCCUUUGACACGACUCAGCUUGAAGCACAAUCCGAAGAGGUUACGAGUGAUGCUGGAUUGCGACAAGGGCAGGUUGUCGUUUUAUGACCCGCAUGCCAACGCGCACAUCUACACCUUCAAACACCCCAUCACUGAGGUGGUCUUUCCUUACCUGUGGGUGGGCUCUCAGGCGUGUCCUUUGACAGUCGAACCAGUGGAAGUUUACUUGAAAGUCGCAGAGUUUUGUUGAACCCAACCUGUUCAAACAGAAUUUCCAAACUUUAUGUGGUUCAAUCCAAUGUUCUCUAAAAACACAAUUCUAGUAACAGUAUUUUAAACUGUGCUGUUGCACUUUUGUCUGUAAAUAAAGCAUUAAAACUUAAUCAUGCGCACUAAACUCGUCUAAAAAUCCGCACUUUUUUGGGAGAGGUGGGACGCCUAAACAUUUGCACUCUGUUAGAAUAUACGGUUACUAAUAAAAAAAAUAUAUUGUGGCUUUUCUUGGGCAAAUUAUUGUUACUGCAUUUUAUCGAAGUGUUUUCAUGCUAUUCUUGUUUGGGUAAAAGAUCGUUUUACUAAGCGUGACAAAGCAUGUUGCAACAAAAAUGUCCAAGAGUGAAAUAAUAGAUGCACAAGACUUUGUGUGUUUUUUCUGGGUAACUCUUGCUUUGUCUACACGUUGACAACAUGUUGUCUGAAGAAAUUUUAUUUGACUUAAUGUGAGCAUGCAUAGUUUUUCAUAAAGCAGUUGUGCAAAAUGGUUAAAUUAAUAAAUGUUUUGUGUAAUGUAGCCUCUCCUGGUCAAAGUGCCUCUAAUUUUAAGCCACUCAGGAGUUAUUUUUUUGCACACYUUUUUAUUCCCCCGGAAAGUUAGAGAUCCAAAUCUCAGUUUUGUUCAAGCUUUUUUCACAAGCUUUCAUUUUGUGUUUGUAAACCAGUAAGUUAAAAAAAAAAUUUAGUACAAUAUGGUUUAAUCUAGAGAUGUGGCGUUCGCGAACGAUCGGAAUCUUUUGAACAGCUCUUCACAAUGAACGAUAGGAGCCAAAUCGCGGGCAGUAACGAGCCAUUUGUAGUUUUAUUUCUUUUAUUCCUCAUUUAAUCUUUAUUUUUUCAUACUUAAAUCGCUCCCGCUUUGCUUUUUCAUGGAAAACAGGCGGAGUUGUGGAGUACAGAAGCUCACAGUGAAGGGGGGCGGGAUGACGUCAUUACAUAUGGCUACGUGAUGACGUAUUUCCCUACGUGAUGACGUAAUACGUUCAAAAUCGAACGACUCUAACGGCUCCCCAAGAUCCGGAUCCCUUCAAAGAGCCAUUUGUCCCAUCUCUAGUUUAAUCCAAAGCUGCUGCUCAGUUUCUGAACAAUCAAUAAAAACAAAAACUAACUGAUAUAGCUCA
This is a messenger RNA of Austrofundulus limnaeus, 2819 nucleotides long. RefSeq names its product tripartite motif-containing protein 35. The coding region runs from base 242 to 1675 and encodes 477 amino acids. The record is from RefSeq and is a predicted model, not a curated record. Lineage: Eukaryota; Metazoa; Chordata; Actinopteri; Cyprinodontiformes; Rivulidae. The transcript has 6 exons. Gene Ontology annotation, molecular function: zinc ion binding; protein binding.